Messenger RNA from Hordeum vulgare subsp. vulgare (domesticated barley), 1573 nucleotides. RefSeq names its product premnaspirodiene oxygenase-like. NCBI's taxonomy places the organism in Eukaryota, Viridiplantae, Streptophyta, Magnoliopsida, Poales, Poaceae. The record is from RefSeq and is a predicted model, not a curated record. Gene Ontology annotation, molecular function: monooxygenase activity; oxidoreductase activity, acting on paired donors, with incorporation or reduction of molecular oxygen; heme binding. Bases 1 to 1530 code for a protein of 509 amino acids. The transcript is spliced from 2 exons.
AUGAUGGACAAGGAUGCAUGCUACUAUCUGUUAGCUCUUCUUCCCCUUGUAUACUUGAUGAUGAGGAUCUGUAGAGGUUCCCUUACCUCGCGCAAUGGCGGUCUUCGGCUCCCUCCCGGCCCCUGGCAGCUUCCUGUCAUCGGCAGCCUCCACCAUCUCAUCGGCGCCCUGCCACACCGUGCCUUGCGGGACCUCUCUCGACGCCAUGGGCCUCUCAUGCUCCUCAGGUUCGGCGAGGUCCCGGUGAUCGUCGCCUCCACGGCCGAAGCUUCCAAGGAGAUCACCAAGACGCACGACCACAUCUUCUGCACUAGGCCGCUGAGCGCGUCUGCCAAGGUCCUCAGCGAGCGCGGCGCGGGGAUCGCGUUCGCCCCCUACGGCGGAGAGUGGCGGCAGCUCCGCAAGAUCUGCAUCCUGGAGCUGCUCGGCGCCCGGAACAUCGCCUCUUUCCGGGCCAUCCGCGAGGAGGAGGUGGCCCGGCUCACCCGGUCCAUCGUCGACGACUCGUCGGAGUCGUCAUCGGAGGUGGUGAAUCUGAGUAAGAUGCUGGCCACGUACGUGACGCACGCGACGGUGCACUGCAUCAUGGGCGGCCGGUUCAAGGAGCACGACACGUUGCUACGCUAUGUCGAUGAGGCGGUGGAGGUCGUCGGCGGCUUCACCUUGCCUGACCUGUUCCCCUCGUCGGGGCUGGUGCGCGCCCUCAGCGGCACGCUGCGCAGGGCCGAGGUGUUUCGAGACUCCGUGCUAGCCUUCAUUGGGCGCGUCAUCGAUGAGCAUCUCGACAGGAGAUCCGCCGAGGAAGCACACCAGGAACAAGACAUCAUUGAUGUCCUCUUGAGGAUCCAGAGAGAUGGCAACCUUCAGUUCCCCCUCACCAUGGACAACAUCAAAGUGGUGAUUUUCGAUCUUUUUGCAGCGGGGAGCGAGGCGCCGGCCACAAUUCUACAGUGGGCCAUGGCGGAGCUGAUGCGAAAGCCGAGCACCAUGGCUAAGGCACAAGCUGAGGUCAGGGGAGCCUUCAUGGGGCAAGAGAAGGUAACCGAGGAGGGUCUCGGCGAGCUGAGCUACUUGCACUGUAUCAUCAAGGAGACCUUGCGUCUGCACCCACCCGGGCCAUUCUUGCUGCCCAAGGAGUGCCAGGAACGGUGCAAAAUACUCGGCUACGACGUGCCCAAAGGCACCACUGUUCUGCUGAAUGCUUGGGCUAUCGCUAGGGAUCCGGAAUACUGGGACGAGCCGGAUGCGUUCGUCCCGGAUAGGUUCGUGGCUAGCGCGACGGACUACAAAGGCAACUGCUUCGAAUUCAUACCGUUCGGCGCCGGGCGGCGGAUCUGCCCCGGGAUGCUGUUCGGGGUCGCCAUUGCGGAGCUUGCCCUCGCAAGCCUUCUGUUUCAUUUCGAGUGGACUCUCCCAGAUGGCAUCUCUCCUGGUGACCUUGACAUGACAGAAACCAUGGGAAUCACUGCUAGGAAGAAGAAGGAUCUGCGGUUGCGUGCAACUCCCCACGUUCAGAAUGUGGAAACUUAGUUCCCUUGUUCGCAUUCUUGCGUUCUAUACAUUCUGUUUGUUG